Molecule: messenger RNA, 1588 nt
Organism: Camelus dromedarius (Arabian camel)
Lineage: Eukaryota; Metazoa; Chordata; Mammalia; Artiodactyla; Camelidae
Product: ciliary microtubule-associated protein 3
Exons: 6
Coding region: 86-664 (192 amino acids)
Biological process (GO): regulation of cell projection organization
Molecular function (GO): cytoskeletal protein binding
Source: RefSeq, a predicted model, not a curated record
UGAGUACCUGCGCUGAGGCUGCCGGCCAGACUCUGUUUCCUAGGCAACACGGUACACAAACGCUGGCCCAAGCGGCACUGGCGUGAUGUGCUUCAACAAAGCAGAGCCGCUGGUUAACUACUCCUUUGGAACACGUCAGCAGAGGAAGCUCUUUCCUCACUUCCAUCCCCCAAGCUUGCUGGGGAACAAGUUUCUCCCUCUUAGGGGAGUGCCCCACCGAGGGCCUGGAUGUUACAUACCAGAAGAUCUGCAUGGCUUGGCAUACAACCUCUCUAAGAUCCCAACCAGUAGAAAAGGAUAUGCUUUUGGAGCCAGAACAGCCAUGAGGUUUAAGCCAAUCAGUAAGGAUACAACACCUCACCCAGGCAUGUACCAGACAGUCAAUCCUUGGGGACAAAAAGACAAACGAAAUUUUGCUCCAUUUAAUGCCUUGUCACCUCGAUUUAGGACAUACUCAAAGGACCCUUGUUAUCCUGGCCCUGGCACAUACAACCCAGAAACAAAGGAACCCCAGAAAAUCACCUGGCCAAUGAGAUUUGGAUCUCCAGACUGGGCUCAGAUUCCAUGUCUACAGAAAAGAACCCUGAAAGCUGAGCUGUCCACAGACAAAGACUUUAGGAAGCAUCGGAGCCGUGUGGCCUACCUAAGCCUGUAUUACAACUGAAAAGCUGUGACCACCUUCACGUGUUCCUCUUGACCAUGGAGUCUCCAGGACUGAGGACAGAGCUGCUCGUCUCCUUCUUCAUUGCUCUGACCCCCUUGUCUGCCAGCAUGAGGUCCAGGGAGGUGCAAGGGGCUCAUAACCACUAUAUGACAGCAUAAAGACUGGUUCAGAGUGCUCUCUCUCCAUGUGCUGCUUUGUCAUAUACACAUGCAGAUGGGUCUGGGGGUCCCUACUGAGUGUUCAAUGGGGUAGCUCCACUUUACUGGCAUACUGGUGGGUCCUUGCCGUCCUGCGCUGAUUCCCAGACACCAGUUUGAUGUAUUCCACCAAUAGCCCUGGUAAUAGGACACUUUUGGUCUAUAUGUAUCAAGGAUUUGGAUGGCUUGCUUGGGCUUGUAUAUGAACUUGCUAGGCAAGUUCAGAGGAUACUUAAAGGCAGAGUUAACAUUUAUAUUUUAGGAGCUCUUCCAAGUGUCUGAGUUCCCUGGUGCAGAGUGGGAAGGUCCUGAUUUGAUUGCCUUUCGCAGAUUCAUGUAACUCUUACAGAAUCACACCCCCUCUUUCCCAUUACAUCAUCUAUUAAGUCUGUCAGUCAUCAUACAUAUUGAGUUUCUAUCAUGUGUCAGGCAGAGUGGGAAGCACUGGGGAUACAGCAGGAGUCAAAAUAAACUCAUCUACUGACUCCUUGGGCCUGGACUGAAGUAGAGAAGGACUCCCCAGGGAGGCUAUGGAUUGGAUCUCCUCCCCCAACACAGUUUGCAUGAUGUUCUGAAGGCUGGCAAGUUACUCUAGGUGUGUACAUGCCAGAAUUCAUAGCAGCCACACUCAAAGUACCUAUCUAGACACUGGCCUGGUCCUUUGUGCAUAUGUAAAACCCCUCUUUUCUGUAUAUGUAAAACCGUGAAACAACAAAUCUAGUAAAAU